Messenger RNA from Pistacia vera, 5274 nucleotides. Its product is annotated as myosin-6. Lineage: Eukaryota; Viridiplantae; Streptophyta; Magnoliopsida; Sapindales; Anacardiaceae. The transcript is spliced from 40 exons. The record is from RefSeq and is a predicted model, not a curated record. Gene Ontology annotation, cellular component: actin cytoskeleton; vesicle; cytoplasm. Gene Ontology annotation, molecular function: ATP binding; actin filament binding; microfilament motor activity. Gene Ontology annotation, biological process: vesicle transport along actin filament; actin filament organization. The coding region runs from base 355 to 5028 and encodes 1557 amino acids.
GGAAAAGAAAAGAAAAAGAAAAAGAAAAGAAAAGAAAAGAUUUACAAAACUGCAAACAGAACGGUCUGCUUCGGACAGCAGUGAGAGAGAUAGAGAGAGGGGCUUAUUCUCUUCUUCAAUAGUUUGGUGUCAUUGAAGGGUUUAAGCUUCUCAGUUUUUGAUCUUUGUUUUUUAUUCUUUGUAGAAAUUCUUUUAUUGUUUAUUUUUAUAGAAAUCAAUUACAGUUGAAAAUCAAAGACAAGUUCAACUUCAAAGAUUUGUGUCUUCUGCGUUUGGUAAUCUAUCUUUAUUGAAGGCUGUGAAAGCAGAUCGAGAAGCAAGCCAAGUCUCUGAUCCAAUUAAUCGUUAUAAAACAUGGCUGCUGCUGUUACUCUUGUAGUUGGAUCUCUUGUAUGGGUGGAAGAUCCAGAAGUAACUUGGAUAGAUGGUGAAGUUGUGGAGGUUAAUGGCGAUCAGAUCAAAGUCCUCUGCACCUCAGGGAAGACUGUUGUUGUUAAGGCUUCUAAUGUCUAUCCCAAAGAUGCUGAAGUCCCAUCAUGUGGAGUGGAUGAUAUGACAAAACUGGCUUAUUUGCAUGAACCCGGAGUCCUGCAGAAUCUAAAAUCAAGAUAUGAUAUGAAUGAAAUUUAUACUUACACUGGAAAUAUACUGAUUGCUGUGAACCCUUUUAGAAGACUACCUCAUCUUUAUGAUAGCCAUAUGAUGGCCCAAUAUAAAGGGGCAGCCUUUGGUGAGUUGAGUCCACAUCCAUUUGCUGUUGCAGAUGCUGCAUACAGACUGAUGAUCAAUGAGGGAAUAAGUCAGUCAAUUUUGGUUAGUGGUGAAAGUGGGGCAGGUAAAACGGAAAGCACUAAAUGCCUAAUGAGGUAUCUUGCUUACAUGGGAGGUAGAGCUGUUGCUGAGGGGAGGAGUGUUGAGCAGCAAGUUCUGGAGUCCAAUCCUGUUUUAGAAGCAUUUGGUAACGCAAAGACUGUAAGAAACAACAACUCGAGUCGUUUUGGUAAGUUUGUGGAGAUUCAAUUUGACCAGAGGGGAAGAAUUUCUGGAGCUGCGAUCAGAACUUAUUUGCUAGAAAGAUCACGUGUUUGUCAGGUGUCUGAUCCUGAGAGAAAUUAUCACUGUUUCUACAUGCUUUGUGCUGCACCACCAGAGGAUAUUCAGAGGUUUAAGUUGGGGAACCCGAGAACAUUUCAUUAUUUGAAUCAAUCAAAUUGCUUUGAGUUGGAUGGCAUUGAUGAUGCUAAGGAAUACGUUGCAACAAGAAGGGCAAUGGAUGUUGUUGGAAUAAGCUCUGAGGAACAGGAUGCAAUAUUUCGAGUUGUGGCCGCUAUUCUUCAUCUUGGAAACGUUGAAUUUGCUAAGGGGAAGGAAAUGGACUCAUCGGUUCCCAAAGACGAAAAAUCUUGGUUCCAUCUAAGAAUUGUCGCUGAACUUUUAAUGUGUGAUGUCAAGGCUCUAGAAGAUUCUCUCUGCAAGCGUGUGAUUGUAACCCGUGAUGAAACCAUUACAAAAUGGCUGGAUCCAGAAGCUGCAGCUCUCAGUAGAGAUGCUUUGGCUAAAAUUGUCUACUCGAGACUAUUUGACUGGCUUGUUGACAAGAUCAAUAGUUCAAUCGGUCAAGAUCCUGACUCAAAGUCCUUAAUCGGAGUGCUGGAUAUUUACGGAUUUGAGAGUUUCAAGACAAACAGUUUUGAGCAGUUUUGUAUCAAUUUGACGAAUGAGAAACUUCAGCAACAUUUCAAUCAGCACGUAUUCAAAAUGGAGCAAGAAGAAUAUACUAAAGAAGAAAUUGACUGGAGCUACAUAGAAUUUGUGGAUAAUCAAGAUGUUUUAGAUCUCAUUGAAAAGAAACCUGGUGGCAUAAUUGCUCUUCUGGAUGAAGCUUGUAUGUUUCCAAGAUCAACACAUGAAACAUUCGCUCAAAAGCUGUAUCAGACAUUUAAAAAUCAUAAGCGCUUCACCAAGCCAAAAUUAUCUCGUAGUGACUUCACAAUUUGCCAUUAUGCUGGUGAUGUCACUUAUCAAACGGAAUUGUUCUUAGACAAAAACAAAGACUAUGUUGUUGCUGAACAUCAGCAACUGUUAGGUGCUUCCAAAUGCUCCUUUGUAGCAUCUUUGUUUCCACCUUUGGCUGAGGAAUCUUCCAAGUCAUCAAAGUUUUCUUCAAUAGGUUCUCGAUUUAAGCAACAAUUGCAAGCAUUGCUUGAGACCCUCAGUUCCACUGAGCCACAUUAUAUUCGUUGUGUAAAGCCCAAUAAUCUUCUUAAGCCAGCAAUAUUCGAGAAUAAAAGUGUUCUACAGCAACUACGUUGUGGGGGAGUCAUGGAGGCAAUCAGGAUAAGUUGUGCUGGAUAUCCAACUAGAAAACCGUUUGAUGAAUUUUUGGAUCGAUUUGGCAUACUUGCAUCUGAAGUUUUGGAUGGGAGUUCUGAUGAAGUCACUGCUUGCAAGAGGCUCCUAGAGAAGGUGGGACUUGAAGGCUACCAGAUAGGUAAAACAAAGGUUUUUCUUAGGGCGGGUCAGAUGGCGGAUUUAGAUGGACGUAGGAGCGAAGUCUUAGGAAGAUCAGCCAGCAUUAUCCAGAGGAAAGUCCGUUCUUAUUUGGGUCGCAAAAGUUUUAUCUUGCUCCGUCGAUCUGCUAUUCAGAUUCAAGCUGCAUGCAGAGGACAACUUGCUCGCGAAGUUUACGAGAGCGUGCGGAGAGAAGCUUCCUCUCUUAGGAUCCAAAGAGAUUUCCGCAUGUAUAUUGCUAGGAAAGCUUAUAAAGAUUUGUGUUCCUCUGCUUCUUGCAUUCAAACAGGGAUGCGUGGGAUGGCUGCUCGGAAUGAGCUCCGAUUCAGAAGGCAGACUCAAGCAGCAAUUAUAAUUCAGAGCCAGUGCCGCAAGUACUUAGCACGGUUGCAUUAUAUGAAGUUGAAGAAAGCAGCUAUUACAACACAAUGCGCAUGGAGAGGAAGGGUUGCUCGCAAAGAGUUGCGGAAGCUUAAGAUGGCUGCUAGGGAAACAGGAGCUCUCCAAGCUGCGAAAAAUAAAUUGGAAAAACAAGUUGAAGAAUUGACAUGGAGAUUGCAGUUGGAGAAACGCAUGAGGGCUGACAUGGAAGAAGCUAAAAACCAAGAAAAUGCAAAACUACAGUCUGCUUUGCAAGAGAUGCAGCUUCAGUUCAAGGAAACCAAGGCAAUGCUCUCGAAAGAAAUUGAGGUUGCCAAAAAGGAAGCAGAGAAAGUUCCUGUUGUGCAGGAGAUUCCUGUUGUUGACCACACAAUGCUGGAGAAGCUUACAAGUGAAAAUGAAAAACUCAAGGAAACCAAGGCAAUGCUCACGAAAGAAAUUGAGGUUGCCAAAAAGGAAGCAGAGAAAGUUCCUGUUGUGCAGGAGAUUCCUGUUGUUGACCAUACAAUGCUGGAGAAGCUUACAAGUGAAAAUGAAAAACUCAAGGCGUUAGUAAGUUCAUUGGAAAGUAAAAUUGGUGAAACUGAGAAAAAAUUUGAAGAGACCAGCAAAAUUAGUGAAGAAAGGUUGAAGCAAGCUUUGGAGGCAGAGUCAAAAAUAGUGCAGUUGAAGACUGCUGUGCACAAGCUAGAAGAAAAAGUUUCUGACGUGGAAUCUGAGAACCAAAUUCUUCGGCAGCAAACCCUAUUAAAAACACCUGUUAAGAAGAUGUCAGAACAUCUAUCAUCAACAGAAACUCAGAGUUUGGCAAAUGGCUACCAUGUGAAUGAAGAUGGAAGAUCCAAUGAACCACAGAGUGUUACACCGGUGAAAAAGAUGGGCACAGAAUCUGAGAGCAAGUUCAGGAGAUCUCAGAUUGAAAAUCAACAUGAGAACGUUGAUGCCCUUAUCAACUGUGUAAUCAAGAACAUCGGUUACAGUAAUGGAAAACCUGUUGCCGCAUUUACUAUAUACAAAUGUCUUCUCCAGUGGAAAUCUUUUGAAGCUGAAAGGACUAGUGUGUUCGAUCGUCUAAUUCAGAUGAUAGGUUCUGCAAUUGAGAAUGAAGAAAACAAUGAUCAUAUGGCUUAUUGGUUAUCCAAUACAUCUACGUUAUUGUUCUUGCUCCAACGAAGUUUGAAGGCUGCUGGUGCAACUCCACAUAAGAAACCACCCACCGCAACCUCCCUAUUUGGGAGGAUGGCCAUGGGUUUUCGCUCAUCUCCCUCUUCGGCAAACCUUGCUGCUGCCGCUGCACUUGCGGUAGUACGUCAAGUGGAGGCUAAAUAUCCAGCUUUACUUUUCAAACAGCAGCUAGCAGCAUAUGUGGAGAAAAUUUAUGGAAUCAUUCGAGACAACUUGAAAAAGGAGUUAUCGUCUUUCCUUUCAUUGUGUAUCCAGGCACCAAGGACAUCUAAGGGAAAUGUACUAAGAUCUGGGCGAUCGUUUGGCAAAGAUUCUCCUUCUAGUCACUGGCAGAGCAUUAUUGAUAGCCUCAAUACUCUUCUCAGUACAUUGAAGCAAAAUUUUGUGCCUCCAGUUCUGGUCCAGAAGAUCUUCACUCAGACUUUCUCAUACAUAAAUGUACAAUUAUUUAACAGUCUCCUUCUACGUCGUGAGUGUUGUACUUUCAGCAAUGGAGAAUAUGUGAAAGCUGGGUUAGCUGAGUUGGAGCUAUGGUGCUGUCAAGCAAAAGAUGAAUAUGCAGGCUCCUCUUGGGAUGAACUUAAGCACAUUAGACAGGCUGUUGGAUUCCUGGUUAUACAUCAAAAAUACAGAAUUUCCUAUGAUGAAAUCACUAAUGAUCUGUGCCCCAUCCUGAGUGUCCAGCAGCUAUAUAGAAUAUGUACUCUAUACUGGGAUGACAACUAUAACACUCGAAGUGUGUCUCCAAAUGUCAUUUCCAGCAUGAGGGUACUUAUGACUGAAGACUCUAAUGAUGCUGCCAGCAAUUCCUUCUUGUUGGAUGACAAUUCCAGCAUUCCCUUCUCUGUCGAUGACCUGUCUAAUUCAUUGCAAGAGAAGGAUUUCAUGGAUGUCAAACCGGCAGAGGAACUUCUUGAGAAUCCAGCCUUUGAAUUUUUACACGAGGCAUAGAUAAGGAAGCUCAGGCUUGCUCUACUUUGUUUUUUUGUCGAGGUAGGCAGUGAAGUCAAAACUCUCUGAUCAAACACCACAGGCAGUUGUAAAUCCAAUCAUUUUUUCUUUUCCUUUUUUUGUUUCAUAAGAUUUUUUUUUUCUUUUUGACACCCACGCCCCCUGCUGUAAAAUUUUCGAUUUGUUUAUUUUUUGGUCAUUCAACUCUGUAAAAUCCAUCAUUGUGAAAGGGGGUGGGCUAUAUAU